Messenger RNA from Cuscuta europaea, 1214 nucleotides. Lineage: Eukaryota; Viridiplantae; Streptophyta; Magnoliopsida; Solanales; Convolvulaceae. The record is from the annotation of a GenBank genome assembly.
UUUGUACUUACGGUUUCCUAAAAAAUCCUAAUUUUAGUGAAUUGGGAUUAGGAUUGAUGACCGAUCCAAAGGGAUUUCUAUUGGGAUUGGGGUCAAACUCUUGGUCACCUGUUUCUUAUGGUAGUUUGGAUGUCCUUAUUCUCUUAAAGCAAAACUCACCGGAAAACACUCCUUCCGGCACUUCCGGAUAAGAUGAUCGGAGGCCCUCCAAGGCGGUCUAGGUGGGCUAUCUUUUGGAUUGGGAAUUGUUCGGUACAUCGGGGUCUUUGUCGGUUUGCUUCUAAUUGAAUCCCCAUUCUGCCGGAUAGUGGAAGCCUGGUGAGGGUGGGGGUUUUCUCUGCCGAGAAUCGCCGGUUUGGCCACCACCAGAAGCAGUCGUCCGUCGGAAUGAAGAGUGGACAGAUUUGGCCACCACCUUAGAUGCCAUGUUAUUGCCCUCCGAUUGUUUACGUUACCCUAUUUCCUCUCUUGCCUGAUCGCCUGGGAGACGCCGGGACAAGAUAGUUUUGCUGCUAAUAGAAUAUCAAAGAGAAACUAAGAAGAGAUCAAGAAGAACCAGUGGUUGCAGAUAUGGUGAAGGGUGGAAUUUUGGUGGUGAUGAAUAAUGGGCGCAGGAUGAAUGCUAUCACAGACAAGUGGUUCAACGCAGCCUUUAAGAAAAACAGUGUCAAACUUGACACGGACAUUGAUGGUGGUAAUACUGCUGCUGAGCAUACCCUUGCCGUACUCAAGGAUCACAUUCAGGUUGGAAUGGCUGGGAACUUGAAGGAUUUUGUGCUAAUUAACCAUGAUGGAGAUGAGGUAUUUAUUCAUGGAGUGUUCAAAAUUUGUCAAUGCUUUUUAUCUCGGUUUUAUAGAAUCCUUGAUGUGUGGUACACAAGUAUUUCUCUUUGAAGUUUGAAGCCCUCUACAAAAAGAGAAUCUUUCUUGAGAUUGUUAGGCUAAAGGAUCUGAAAUUUUAACCCAUGAUGGAACGUCUGUCGGUUUUACUUCUUCCCCAAUUGAAACCGUAAGGAAUUUUGAUACUCGUAACUCUAAAGAAAGAAUGAGUACAUCAAAGAUUUGACCAUCUUGCAAGACAUUUAAAGUCAGUCCACAUAAAGCAAAUAUCAUCUUGGACUCGGAUGAUAUUGGAAUUGUGAGAUAUAAUGUUUUAUGUUUUAUUACUAGUGCAGUACCCUUGCAUACGCACGGGAAAUAAUCGAUGGAUACAC